AGGAGUGUGAUUACAAAUGGAAGAGAGGCUGAGAGUGCUACUCAACGGCAAACACGGGGUGGCCGAGUUCAGAUGUGAGAGAUUGAGAGAGAGGGAGAGAGAAAAGAAAGUAAGAGAGGGAGAGACAGCAGAUCUGUCUAAGAAAGGUUAACAGGACUGACUGACUGAGUGGAGUGGGAGUGUAAAAAUGUAAAAACCAGGGAGGAGGACACAAGCCAGACAGGUGCGGUGAGCGUCUGUGGCCAUGGAGGCUUUGUGAAGAUGGGUCGUGUGGAGAGAUAGAUGGAUGGAUGGAUGCAUGGACAAUCGUGACGACCUUGGACCUGAAUAUCUGCAACACUUGCCAAGAGACUGGAGUCUGUGUCACAUGAUCGCAACACCUCCACAGCUUCUGCAGGAGGGCACGCAGUGCCAGCGUGAGUGACGGUCGGUGUGAGCCAAUGAGCUUCAAACCAAACCCAGCUAUUGUCCCGGACAGGGAUACCCUCCCGCUCAAAAAGAGGGACCAAAGACCGAGCUCACCACCAGAGCAGCAGCAGCAGUGUGAUGCUGCAACAUUUAAGGCGCCAUACCCUUAUAGGAGUGAGUUUAAGGCAAAGCACACAGGUCCUUUCCAGCCUGUACCAAGACGGGUCCCUGCACUGUACCAGCCCUGGAUGCAGACUCACUCAUCCAGGUCCAGACGUCAUGACCUCUCUGCAUUCAGGGAUCAUCAUGGCUGGGCAGAGUGGAGAGAGUUCAACCCGCUCCACCCUGGAUGGGCUUUUUCUCACCACUAUCAGCACCACAGCCACUUGUCUCCACUCCACCUGGGCCAUCCACAUCACCCCUCCAGAUUCAGCCCAGUCUCCCUGGUCUCUGAUGGUUUCCAAAGGGUGGGUGGAGGGUAUGGCUGGGAGCAGCUCAAGACAUUAAGGGACAAGAGUUUCAACACAGAGAGGCAAAACAAUGGGAGGAAUAAAGGACCAUAUGUGAGGAGAAGGGACAGAAAAGUCGAGCAUUUUCCCAGAGUUGAAAAAGCGAGUCCUCCAUCAUUGAGCACAAGCCUACCUCACUCCCCACAUGAAGACCUGCAAUAUGAGGCGCUGCAGAAAUCAGCAAAAGAUGUCAAACAUCCCGCCUCUGGACAUUCCUUUUUAAGAGUUUCCCCUGUUGAUAACAGCAAUUACACCUCCAUGAAGGAGGAUGCAUCAAGAUCUUCUGCUCUCCCGUCCUCUGAGCAGGUUUCGUCCUCUUCAAACCAUUUCCCCUGGCUGCUCCCUCACUUUGUGGCAGGCUCUCUGAUCGAGCUCAGAGACGGGCGGCUGAGGAAGGUGGAACACCUGACGACAGAGGACUUCUUGCUGGGUUCACUGGUUUCACCCGACCUGCACCUGAGCUGCUGCACGGUGCAGAGCAUCUCCCCUUCAGCGUCCUCCUCCUCCAUCUCGCGCCUCCUCAUCCUGCUUCACGACCAGCAGUCCCAGGAGUUGGUGGAUGUCUAUGUGGAGUACCCAUUCUUUGUGCGUGGGAGGGGUUGGUCCUCCUGUAACCCUCAGAGGACCACCCAUCUCUGUGGCCUGCAUUGCCGUCAACUCAGUGUGGGGGACAUCUGCCUGGCUCUCACCCCUGUCUCAGCCCCCCAGCCUCCAUCCUCAGCCACUUCGGAGCCAAAAACCUCAUCCAGUACAUCCGAAGGAGGGCGUGAAUCCGUAAAGGCACCACAACCAAAACCUGCCCUCAGGCCAGAGCGUCUGGCAGGGGGGCAGAAGACGGAUGCAAAGGCGGCCCGCAGAAGACACUAUUCGGCCCCUGAGUUGAGAGGUCCAGGGACUAACUGCAUGUAG
This is a messenger RNA of Plectropomus leopardus (leopard coralgrouper), 1826 nucleotides long. Lineage: Eukaryota; Metazoa; Chordata; Actinopteri; Perciformes; Serranidae. The record is from RefSeq and is a predicted model, not a curated record.